ACACCUCCCUUCCGCUUCCGGUCCGGAUCCGCAGCGAAAGUGCGGCCGUGGGAAGCGUUUCCGGGACAACGGGCGUCCGCGGUGACCGAGGCGGCGGCGAUGGGGGCGCACUUGGUGCGGCGCUACCUGGGCGACGCGGAGAUAGAGCCCGACCCUCUGCGCAUGCCCAGCUUCGACCCGCUCUACGGCCUGCCCGAGCGCCGCGAGCGCGUGAUGGUGGCGACGCAGGAGCAGAUGGACGCGGCGCGGCUGCCGCUGGAGCAGCGCGACUACUGCGCGCACCACCUGCUGCGGCUCAUGAAGUGCAGGCGCGACUACUUCCCCAACCUGCUCGCCUGCCGGGCCCAGCGCCACGACUGGGACUACUGCGAGCACCUCGACUACGUGAUGCGCAUGAAGGAGUUUGAGCGUGAGCGCCGCCUGCUGGCCCGGAGGAAGCGGCUCCGGGAGAAGGCACAAAAGGAGGCCAUGGCUGCAUAGGCCCCCCACAAUGUCUAUUGUAUUUAAUGGAAUAAACAUCUGCUUCCCUG
Messenger RNA from Alligator mississippiensis (American alligator), 530 nucleotides. It is a transcript of the gene NDUFB7, whose product is annotated as NADH:ubiquinone oxidoreductase subunit B7. The transcript has 3 exons. Gene Ontology annotation, cellular component: mitochondrion. Bases 100 to 480 code for a protein of 126 amino acids. The record is from RefSeq and is a predicted model, not a curated record. Lineage: Eukaryota; Metazoa; Chordata; Crocodylia; Alligatoridae.